GAUGCUGUUAAUGGCGGCACCCUUGUCCUCAUGCGAGACUGUGUGAAAGAUUUAUUUACUUUAAUAUCAACAUACAAGCAUUUCGUACACAGCUCAGUCAUAUGUUUUAUUUAAGACUAAACUUAAAAUUAUAAGCAAUCUCUGACAAUUUUUUAAGGUUCAGGUCAAAGAAGAUCAAAGAUGCCACGGGUGACACGUCGGAGCUUAAAUGAAGAGGAAGUACCCAGCAGAAGCAGCCCCCGGGCAGCAACAAAGGCAUCAUCAGCUGCCUCUGCUUCUCCCGCUAGAGGUCGAAGCCGAAAAAGCUUGAGAGGAGAAGAAGCAAAAGCUGUGGAGAAAUCUCAAGAAUCUGUUGAGAAGAGGGGACGUGGUAAAUCUGCAAACCAAGAAAAAGAAAAAACUACUCGCCAGUCUAGAUCUCGGAGAAGACAGGCAGAAGAAGAAGAGGAGGAAAAGGUAACAUCUCCUUCACCCGUCAAACGAGGAAGAACUCAGCGAGAUACUCCACCUUCUGCUGAAUUUGUUUUGGGAAGGAAAUCUAGACAACAAGAGGAGCCUGAAGAAGAAGGAGAAAAAGAAGAGGAAACAGUUACGCCAAAUGCUAAAAAGGGUAGAAGUCAGGGUGGUGGUCAAGCUUCAAAGGGAAGAGGCGCCUCUGCUAGCCAGAGAAAGUCACCAGCACCAACACCAGCAACCACUACAUCCACCAGAGCUAGCAGGAGCAGACGCUCGGCAGGUGCACCUGAUGAAGAACCCUUGGGAGAAACUGAAGUAGAGUCAAAGAAUAAGGUCACACCUAAAGGGCGUGGGCGUGGACGGCAGGUAUCAUCUACUAGAUCCCGAGGUAGAGGGAGAGAAAAGGCAAAGGAAGCUCAAGAUGAUGAAGUGGAGGGUGUUUCUGAAUCUAAAGAAGCUGCAGCUGAAGAAUAUGAAGAAUCAAGUAAAGAAUGCAAAGAAUCGACUGCAGAUGAAGAAGCUAUGCAGAUUGACUGCAAAACAGAAGCUGCUGAAGAAGAGGCAAAAGUUCCUAAUGCUUCAGCAGACAAAUCUUCAGAGCAUGAAGAGUCAUCAGAAACAGAAAACCUUGUGGAACCAGCUCCUGCCAAAUCAGGAGCGUUGUCUGGUAAAGUAGAACCCAUGGAGCAUGAAACUGCUGAUGCUGCACCACAAUGUGAAUCACUGCAAAAUUCUCAGAAUGGUGAGAUCACUAUCAAAAGGCCUCCUUCCUCAGGUACAAAGAGAAAGUUGGAUGAGAAAGAGGAAGCAAUUGAAGACAUGAAAGGAAAAAAUGAAGGCUUGACUGCAAAACGUCCACGCCUGAAUGGCAAUGAUUCUGAUGCGGCUGCAGCACAAGAUGAUAAGAAAGCGAAUAUGGUGGAUGUAUCAGAAGCUGAAAAGCAGGACCUUCUUAAAGAUUUUGUGGUGGUGAAUGCAGAAGACGUGCCAGCCUCGGACAGUGCAGAGGUGGCAGAAGCUGUCCCUCAGACAGUGACUAAACCAUCUUCUGCAGCUCCAGUGACUGGAAGUUAUGGAAACACCCAUAUUCCAGAUAAAGCUGUCGAGACAAAGGAGGAGAUCGAUGAGGUAUCUUCUCUUGCAGUGGAAGUGGGAAGUGUUGCUAGCUCGGAUGUCACAAGUUGCCUGGGUCGUGGUUUGGACACAAGCGAACAGCAGUCAUCAUCCAACAGCAUUGAUGGGGAUGAAGCAGAUGUAAACAUUGCUGAAGGAGAUUCAAAUGUUGAUGGUGGGGAUAGUGCUGCCAGUGUCUCAGCUCAGCCUCCGCAGACAGCUAGUGAUGCUUCUCAGCCUGAUAGUAUUCCAGAUGCUCAGGCUCAGAGUAGCUCGCAAAAGACUUCGGACAUUGCAUCAUUGGGUGAUGGUAUUAAUGCUGCAGGUGCUGCAGACACUGGUAUUUGUGAGGCAAAGUCAAAGCCUGAUGAUAAAAUCAGGACUGCUAAAACACCCAGCAGUGUUUCUCAAAGCCUUGGCACACCAGACCCUACUUUCUUGGCAACCUACUCCUCCCCUUCCAUACUAAAUCGUGCCUACGUUCAGAAUCCAGCUGUGCCUGCUGACAGUGUCGAUCCUGCCAAGACAUUCAGCGUAAUCAACUACAACAUUUUAGCAGAAUGUCACCGCCAGAGAUCUGACUACAGUUAUACGCCAGAUGAGUUCUUGCGACAGGAGUAUAGGCAUGGGCUCAUGAUGAAUGAAAUAAAGCACCUCAAUGGAGAUGUGGUCUGCCUGCAGGAGGUGAAUCCAGCAUAUUAUGAAAACACCUUGCUGCCUGAGAUGAAGAGGCUUGGCUUUGAAGGCAUCAUAAUCCGGAGAACCAAAGACUUUUAUGAUGAAGGCGCAGCUACCUUUUACAAGACAGAUCGCUUUGAACUAGAGAGCAGCAAGGGGGUAUCGCUGACAGAGGUUGCUUUUAAGGAGGUGGAACUUGGUGGUCUUAGUCCAGAAGUUGGUGCAGCAGUGAGGGAAUACCUUGACCGUUCAGACGUAGUGCUUGUGACCCGUCUUCGUUGCAAGGUCACUGGCAAGUUGGUCACCAUUGGUAACAUUCAUGUCGUUUGGGAUAAUCUUCAGAGCCCUGAUGUUCAGUGCAUACAGGCAGCAUGUGGCAUAAAGGAGGUGGUUUCAAUGGCUGGUGGUGAGGGAUCACCUCAUAUCAUCUGUGGAGAUUUUAAUGCUGAGUGGAACUCUCCUCUCUAUCAGCUUGUGGUUGAUUCCUAUCUAUCAGAUUCAUCUAUCCAGGCUCUGCAGGCUGUGGAGAAACUUCACUUGAAAGAAGGUUCAAAAUCACUGGUGAACCAUUUGUGGCGAGCUUUUCAGCACACAUCAUCCAAUCUGAGAAGUGCAUACUCAACUGUCACAGGCAGUGAACCAGAGGUAACUACAUACACUGACAAGCCUCUGACUGUGGAUUAUCUGUUCUUCAACGCCAGCAGCCUUAUACCAGUGGGUGUGUUGAAGACUGUGGACAGGGCUGCAGUAGAAGUCACUGGCGGUUUGCCUGCCAGGGACUUCCCCUCUGACCACCUUUCCCUUAAGACCAUCCUGGCCUUUACAGAUUAGUUCCCAACAAAGCCUUUAGUUAUGAAGGCUCAGUACCGCUGGCCUGGUGGGGCAGACACAGAAGAGAUAGUGUCAUGUGCUUAACCACUUACAGAAGAAAAACUGCUCUCUGCAGCAUUGUGUUUUCAUGGUGGGACAGGAUUCAUGCCUUCUCUCACACAUCUGUCUUGUAAACAGAAAAAAAUCUCAUUCUAUUAUUUUACUGUGACUAUGGAGCUCUCAGUUAUGUUUGUUAUAUAAAGAGCCACUAUGUGUACUUUUUCUUGACAGUUUACUUGAACAACAUGAUUGUCAGUUUCAUAAAAAAAUAUAACAUGUCUGCUCUCGUUAUGAAUUGAUGCUUGUGGAGGGGAGGCUUUUUUAUAUAAAAAAAAAUCUCCUAAAGCAGAAUGAGUAAUUUAUUUGCCAUGGCUGCUAAUUUUAUAGUUCAUGAAUUAAAAAAACAUGGAUGGUUUCAUCCUGUAUCAUAUUUUCAUAAUCUUUUGGAUUUACAAUGUUUCUAAACUGAAAAAAAAUGCAUUGUACCGGAAUAUAUUCUUGUCUCUCACGUUCUUGAGUGUAAGUACCUCAUCCCAUUUAUCUUCAAAACUGGCUUUUUUUUUGUGAUUACUUAUAACUGGAUGUGUUACGUUUUGAUAGUAAAUCCUCGGUCAUAUCAUUCAGUUAUUCCUGUAUUUGUUAAUUUCUUGUUAACUGGUUAGUUUUGCUUGCUGUGUUUUGUCACAUUAUGAAGUAUUAAUACCAUAGAGUAAACAGUUUGAAGCUGAAAACUGUUAAGGUAAAUUGAUAGAAUCAGAACACGUUUCUUUGCUAAACUUUGAGUACAAAAAAUGACACUUCAGAUAAAAUUAUAAAAGGAAACUCCUAUUUUCUCAUUCUCUCAGAUUUUUCAGAAAGCUUUUUGAUUAGGAGGGUAGUUACUUUUUAUUUUCACGGACAUAAUAAACGUAAAUUUCAAGAGAUGGAUGAAAUGCAAUAAAAAUAAAAUGUUAAUCAUUGCUGAUGAACUGUUUUUAUAAAUUUUUUAUUCAAUGUCAUUUGUAUAUUUCCAGAAUUGUUUAGCUCAUUUUAACUGUUUGUUUGGUCUUGGAUGUAAAAUGUUUAUUUUAUUUGGGUCUUUGCAGCUUUAUGUGAUUGGAUUGGUAUCAGGAUUUCUUUUUAUUUUACACAUCGAUUCAUUGUCUAAUUUGCAUCUUUGCUUUGUGGUACAGCUGCAUCCAUUGCCAUACUCCAGCACAGAAUGCUUUUAAAACAGUUCACUAGCUUGUACAUUGAUUUUUAUUUGGUGGAUCAGUGCUUAAAAAGACUAGCUUCAACAGCACUUUGAUCUAGUGGGCCACUAAAAUGCUAGUAAAUUGAGAACAAUCUGAACUCCUUUUCCCUGGAUCUUGUAUAUUUACUGAAGGGCAUGUUAUGUUGAAAACAUGUUUGUACAGUUAGUGGAGUUUGAAUUUUCUCUUGAUCCCCUACUUAACCUUGAAUAAUGUUUAAGAAGCAGAUACUACACACAAAAAAAUUGUAAAUUGAUCUUCAAGCUGGUGCUACCAGAUUUUCAAGUUAUGCUUUUGGUUUUGAUCUGUCUAGGCAGCGUCUGUCAGGGUCCUCAUAGAUAAUAAUACACAUUAUUCCAAACUCCAUUUUAUCAGACUUAAGAAAUUCCAAAGAUUUUUGUUUUUAAAAGUAUUUGCUGGUGCUUUUUCGUGUGAGUGGCAUGUCAGAAAUUAUUAACUAAAAACCAUUUAUGACAUACCCCUUUAAAAAUAUUUCAAGUUUUUAUUCUAUUUGUUGAAUGUCCAGCAAUAUAUCCUCAUACCUCAUUAGUAAACACCAAGAAAAUGAUAAAUUUAUUGUUUUGUCAUUUGCAGAAAAUUGUUUAUGCAGUGGUUGUCCUGUCAAUUUGACUUGAAAACAGAAUGGCUGUGUGCCCUUUAGCUUCUUGGAUCACAUGGUGGAGAUUCAGGAGAUGGCUUCUUUCUCUCUUUACAAAGAAGAAUUAAGAAUGUUAAUAUCUUCUUUUAAACUUCUUUGAUACCUUCUCAGUUGCAGCUGGAGACAUCAGCAUGUCAGACUUUUUCUCUGGUUGACAUUGGUAUGAAGGGAUUUAAAAUUUUUAAAGAAUAAGUUCUUACAAGAAGCUAUUUAAAGAAAUGUGUCAGAAUAUAAACUGUGCACAUGAUGCAUAAAGUGCUUCAUGUGUUCUUUGUUCAGGCAGCAUGGAGUCGGCCUAUACAUAACUGAAUUGAAGGCCUAGCUCUGUCUCUAGUUGUAGGUAUAUAUAUAUAUUUGUCACGUUUCUUUCAUCUAUCAUGUGUGAUCACAGCAGGAUGUAAAUCUUGAUUUGGUGUCAGUAAUAAUUUCAUAUUUUGGUUUGACAUUUUGAAAACUUGGCUUUGUACAUGUGCAUGUGCAGUUUCAUCUGCAGUCUACACAAGGUAGUCUUUGUUCAGUUUUACUUUCUCAUUGUAUGGCUUCUCUUAACAUUACUCUUGCUUGCCUAAAAUAUAAGUGACAUUGUGUGCUGCUUUUAGUUUGUCAGAGUCUUGCAUCGACAUUUGCAGAACUUUUGAUGAAGCGUCAUGCUUUAUUGUUUCCACAUAUUGCAAGAGUUAAGCACAGUAGUUCAUUGUACAGUGGCAGUGUGGACUGUACAGCACUAAGGUUGUGCACUACUGUGGCAGGCUGUAUGACACGUGUUAAUCUUCAGUUAGUCGGUUUCCUGUUUAAAAGUGAACGAGUGAUUGGCACUGCCAACGCAUAGCUAUUUAACAUCAACUUAGACGUGACUAGUGCAGGACAAUAAUAGCAUGACAGAUGCAGCCGUGCAGCGGCAUUUCCAGUUCAGUUGACCAUUUGCUUUGCUGACUUCUGCUCUCCUGUUUUCUGAUGUAUUUCUAAUGUCUUAUGUAACAAUGAAUAUAAAAGAAUGUUCAGUUCUUUUAAAUCUUUGUGUUUCUGUCAUUAUUUCUACUCAUAACUUUGAAAUCUGGUUUGUAAAGAAUGAAAUCUUCAGUAUCAGUAUCUGUUUACCUUUUGAGGAAAGAGAAGCUAGUCUAAUAAAGAAAUCACUGUGAAAAUACAGGACCUUCAUCACAGCCACAUGCAGAGGCUGUUCCCUUAAUAACCUUGAAGUUGUAUUAAAAGACAACACAAAAGCCUGUACAGUUCUUCAGAAAUAGGGCAGUCGAGGGUUUUUAUUUUCAGAAAUGAUGUACAAUUCUCAGUGGCGAUUAUUGAGUGGGGAUGCUCUGUUAUUUUAAAGGAUUUAUCCAUUUGCUUUUAUCUGUGCAGUUUCUGCUUCCAGCAGUGUAAGCAAGUUACCUACCCGACAUUUCAUUUUGUUUACGAGGUAAAUUAUAUCCUUGACCACAUUUUAUUGUUUUUCAUUCCAGAUUUAUUAACAACUCAUCUGUCAUGACUGAUUCAGAUCCUCCAGGAAUGUUAGUAACAUAUGGGUUGACGUGUUAGACUACAAGAGUGUGAGGUGGUUGAAAUGUUAGCUAAAGGACUUGCUAACAUCAUCUAUGUUUAGGUCUAAAGCUGUAGCUGGGCUGUCAGCUAGCAGCUUGAUAAGGGUGUUCUCCAGAAUUUCUUCACUUGUGCCAGUUACCUUCCUUGUAAGCCUUUUCUUUGAAGUUUAUUGUGCAACAUUCCUGUGGGGUUUGCAGUCAUUGUGGGUAGAACAUUUGCUAUAAGUGGGGGAUUCUGUACAAUGAUCUGGUAGUCUAUUUCUAGUUCUUGGAAAAGGUAUAAAUUACUGUGAAGACUGAUAAACAGCAUGAUGCCUGCCUAACUGGAAAAGAGAUACUUGUCCUGCUAGCCAAAGCUAGGCGAUCAUUUUUUACUAAGGUUAACUAAACAUGGCAAGUGUCUGCUCUGUCUAGUGAAUACAAGACUAUCCUUGACAUCUUCUUUGGAGGGGAAACCAGUCCUGAUACUGUCAUAAAGUGUGGUCCUGGUUAGCUCUGAGCUGGCAAAGACAGGCAUGCAGAAUACUGCUUUAGUGUGUAUACUCUGCUGCUGUCAUCAACUAGUCUACUGGUAUACACUUACUUUCCUCUUGUUUCUGCUUGUAACAUUCAUGUAUUCCUCUCGUUCUAGACAUUUAUAUAAAUAAAGUAGAUUGCAAUAUG
This is a messenger RNA of Pomacea canaliculata, 7208 nucleotides long. RefSeq names its product flocculation protein FLO11-like. Gene Ontology annotation, biological process: nuclear-transcribed mRNA poly(A) tail shortening. The transcript is spliced from 12 exons. The coding region runs from base 181 to 3078 and encodes 965 amino acids. Lineage: Eukaryota; Metazoa; Mollusca; Gastropoda; Architaenioglossa; Ampullariidae. The record is from RefSeq and is a predicted model, not a curated record. Gene Ontology annotation, cellular component: cytoplasm; CCR4-NOT complex; nucleus. Gene Ontology annotation, molecular function: poly(A)-specific ribonuclease activity.